Periconia digitata is the source of this 2193-nucleotide messenger RNA. Lineage: Eukaryota; Fungi; Ascomycota; Dothideomycetes; Pleosporales; Periconiaceae. The record is from the annotation of a GenBank genome assembly.
AUAUCCUACGUUAGCCGCUCCCGCUUGCGCCAUCCUUCAUCUCUUGUUUUAUCUUUGUUUAUCGAGUUCGUUGGCUGUGCAUACUACAUUGAACGAAGGCGCGGCGAAACUAUGUCUACCCAAAGCGUUACUAUAGACUCUCCGCAAGUUGCCAAGAGCAGCUUUUGCCAUCCGUUAGCACCAUUAUCGGCUGAUGAGAUCAAGAACGCUGCGGCAAUCAUCAAAGCUUCAUGGCCUGCACAUACUGAGUUGCAUUUCAAGGCUAUCACGCUCGAGGAACCCCUCAAGGCAGAAAGCUUGCAGUAUCUCGAAGCGGAACAUAAUGGAGCAUCUCGACCAUCGAUCUCCAGGAAGGCAUUUAUCAACUAUUACAUCCGCAAUACUAACAAAUAUCAUGAAGCCAUUGUAGACCUGAGUUCUGGCCGUGUACUACGUAACGUUCUUUUGGGUAAAUUCGUACACGCAAAUGGAGACGGCGACGAGAUCGUUGAAAUCGAGAAGAUCGUGCUCGCAGACGAAGGUGUCAAGGCCGCUAUUGCAAAACUUGAACUCCCAGCGGGCACUGUAGUCAUCAGCGACCCGUGGAUCUACGGUUCGGAUGGCAUUGAUGACGAAGAUCGACUAUACCAGUGUUUCCUCUAUAUGCGCGACCCUCUCAAUCCUGCUGAAGCCGACUCCAAUCACUAUGCACUACCUCUUCCCAUCUCACCAGUGUUGACCACCGAGAACAUGAAAAUCAUUCGGAUUGACACCCUCCCGACAGGCGCAGACAAUACGCUCAAACCGUUUGAAAAAUUUACGGUACAUCCACCGAAUGAAUACAUCCCCGAGCACCAGGAUCUGAGAACGGAUUUGAAACCUCUGAACGUCGUGCAGCCAGAGGGCGCGAGCUUCACAGUCACGCAAGAAGGCACAUCGAGUAUCCUUCAAUGGCAGAAGUGGAAGUUCAGGGUUGGUUUUAACCAACGCGAGGGCAUGGUGUUGUACGAUGUGCGAUAUGACAACCGCAGUCUUUUUUACCGGUUGUCUUUGAGUGACAUGAACAUACCGUAUGCUGAUCCCCGACAUCCAUUCCAUAAAAAGAGUGCUUUUGAUUUGGGCGAUGCUGGUGCAGGCAUCAUGGCAAACAACCUCAAACUUGGCUGCGAUUGUCUUGGAUCUAUCCACUACCUCAGUGCUGUGCUUUCGGACCCUAAGGGUGGUGUUGUUCCCAUGGACAACUGCGUAUGCAUCCACGAACAGGAUGCAGGCAUAGGCUGGAAACAUACCAAUUACCGAACAGGACGCGCUGCCGUUGUUCGAUCAAGGGAGCUCGUCUUACAAUCCAUCAUUACUGUUUCGAACUACGAGUACAUCUUGGCCUUCAUCUUCAACCAAGCAGGGGAACUUAGCUAUGAGAUCCGAGCGACUGGAAUUCUCAGCACACAGCCCAUUGACGAAGAUAUCGAAGUACCAUUCGGAACUGUGGUUCAUCCAGGUGUGCUCGCAGUCCAUCACCAACAUAUCUUCAGUCUGCGAGUCGACCCGUACCUCGAGGGUCCUGAUAACCGUCUUGUCUAUGAUGAGGCAUUUCCCAUGCCCCGUUCGGAUUUCAAUCCUCAUGGUACCGGCUACUAUGUGCAGGAAACCGUGGUCAGCGAGUCCGGCGGCUACGACAUCGCCUAUGAAAACAACCGUACCUUCAAGAUUCAGAAUGCCAACAUCCGGAAUCCUAUCAACGGCAAACCAGUCGCUUAUAAGAUCCAGGCGCCGCCGUUCCAGAAGAUCUUGUCAGACAAAGACAGCUUUAAUUAUAAAAGAGCAGAGUUUUCGGAUCACAACAUUUAUGUUAUAGGAUACAGGGAUGGCGAGUUGUACGCCGGAGGAAAAUACACGAAUCAAUCGAGAGGUGGAACCGGCGUUAGGUCGUGGGCUGACCGAAAAGACAACGUCAAGGACUCUGAUUUCGUCGUAUAUAUACAGGCAGGGAUCAACCAUAUUCCAAGAAUCGAGGACUUUCCUGUAAUGCCUUGCGAGAUUCUCAAGAUCCACCUCAAGCCAGUAAACUUCUUUGAUAAGAACCCCGCACUGGACGUUCCGCCAAGUGAGCAAAUCUUCAACAAGAGUGUGCUGGUCAGUGAGCAACAUCAUCAACCGACACAAGAGGCGAAAGUUGGUCAGGACAUUGUGUGCUGCGGUGCUCCGAAGUUAUGA